Messenger RNA from Caenorhabditis remanei, 723 nucleotides. RefSeq lists its product as uncharacterized. The coding region runs from base 1 to 723 and encodes 240 amino acids. NCBI's taxonomy places the organism in Eukaryota, Metazoa, Nematoda, Chromadorea, Rhabditida, Rhabditidae. The record is from RefSeq and is a predicted model, not a curated record. The transcript is spliced from 5 exons.
AUGAGUGCUAUUGCAGUUACAGUAUUACUAAUUGGGUUGAGUUGCGUUUAUGCACAAUACCCAUUUGGUAGAGGCUGUGGAGGAUGUCCGACUCCAAUGUGCCAACCAAGAAUGCCUUGUGCUGCCCCUAUGCCGAUGCCAAUGCCUAUGCCAGUCUGCCCACCACCUCCACCGUGCCCUGCUCAAUUCUGUCCACCACCACCAAUCUGUCCACCUCCGCCACCACCACCCAUGCCAUGCCCGCCACCACCUCCACCAAUGCCUCGACCAAGUUGUGGAUGUAUGCAACAACGUCCAUCAUUCUACCCAUCCUAUGUACCGCAAUACUACCAACCAAUGUUCCAACAACCGAUGCCAAUGCCAACUGCUGGAGGUUGUGGAGGAGGAUCCGUUAUGCCAGCAGUCAGAAUUCCUGCGCAGAACGAUUGCUGUUGUGGAUGUUCUUCUCCAUGCAAAUACAAAAGUGUGAGACGUGCUGCAUUUGCCGCAAAGACUGUGGAUCCAUCUUGCAAUAGUUCAGAACUGAAAAACAUCAUUCUUGAUAAUAUCAUCGAAGACGCAAGUGAAUCCAAGAGGAAUAUUCAGAAGAUCGCAGAGGAGACAUUAGGUCAUGAAGUGAAUGUCAUUUGUGGAACAGGAGAAUUCAGUUAUAUCGCUCAUACCGAUACAUUCUGUCAAGCGUUUAAAGAAAAUGUUACUUGUUACGCAUUCAAACCCUUGUAA